GAAUAAGUUAAUAAUUAUAAUAAUAGCUAUAAUUUAUUGAGAUCAUACUGUGCCCAAAGGCAUUUCUAAACCUUACAAAGAAGGUAGUAGCAGUAACCAUAUUUUCAGAAAGAAAUAAAGUAAGGCACAUGAAAGUUAACUUUGACAUCGAUAGGGAGAAUCAGGUUACAGAAUUAAGUUUGUUUUAGUUGAGAAUCCACAUCUAUUAUAACUAUCACAGAGCUAUUCAAAUGAAGGAAAGAUGGAGAUUAUCAAGGAAAAGACAUUGAAUGUCUUCGAUUAUUUUGGAAGGGUCAUAUCAUAGAAGAAAUUGGUUUAUACUCAUAGCCUCAAAUAGAAUUAGAACGAGUGAGUAGGAGAUAAAAAGAGAUUGCUGCUAAAUUUUAGAAAGGCUAAACAAUUACAUUUAAAAGAAAAUGGACUUCCAUUUGACCGAGUGAAUUCACUGUCACUUAAAGCAGGUGAAGGAUGUACAUGGAAAGGUGGACUCAAAAGGUAAUGACCAGCCGAGGUGCUAGUUGGCUGGUCACUGAACAUUGCUUUCGCCUCCUCUUCCAGCAGACACAGCUGCUACAUGGGAGCAGGAAACCACACAGAAGUAUCAGACUUCCUCCUCCUGGGUCUCUCAGAGGAUCCUGAACUGCAAACCCUGAUCUUCGGAUUGUUGCUGUCCAUGUACCUGGUCACUGUGUUCGGGAACCUUCUCAUCAUCUUGAUCAUCAGCUGUGACUCCCACCUCCACACCCCCAUGUACUUCUUCCUCUUCAAUCUGUCCUUUGUCGACAUCUGUUUCACCUCCACCACUGUCCCAAAGAUGCUGGUGAACAUCCAGACACAGAGCAAAACCAUCUCCUAUGUAGGAUGUUUCACUCAGAUAUAUUUUUUUAUGAUUUUUGCCGGACUUGAUGGUUUCCUCUUGACUGUGAUGGCCUAUGACAGGUUUGUGGCCAUCUGCCACCCCCUGUACUACAUGGUCAUCAUGAACCCACGCCUCUGUGGCCUCCUGGUUCUGAUGUGCUGGUUCAUAAUUUUCUGGGUCUCUCUGCUUCAUAUUCUACUGUUGAGGCAGCUGAAUUUCUGUAUAGGCACUGAAAUUCCACACUUCUUCUGUGAACUGGCUCAGGUUCUCAAGUUAGCCUGCUCUGACACCUUCAUCAAUAACAUCGUCUUGUAUGUGGCCACUGCCCUGCUAGGUGUGUUUCCUCUUGUUGGAAUCCUCUUCUCUUACUCUCAAAUUGUCUCCUCCUUAAUGGGGAUGUCCUCUGCAGAGGGAAAAUAUAAAGCAUUUUCCACCUGUGGGUCUCAUCUCUCUGCGGUCUCCUUGUACUAUGGGACAAGCCUGGGGGUCUACUUUGGUUCUGCCGCGACCCAUUCUUCCCAGAGAAGCUCGAUUGCCUCAGUGAUGUACACUGUGGUCACCCCCAUGCUGAACCCCUUCAUCUACAGCCUGAGGAACAAGGAUGUGAAGAGGGCCCUGGGAAGGCUCCUCUGCCAAGCAGCCUCUUGUCCAUGAUUAGUCAGUUGCCUCAGAACUAAGUGGACAUUAUGGGCCUCAAAGGCAAAUGUUGUGAAUUUGAUCUCUUUGCUCCUUUUCUCCCCCAAAUGACAUGUUUCAUUUUUUUCUAUUCCCACAGCGCCUAUGACUGUUUUUAUUUCUUUUUGUGUUAGCUUCUCUUCAAUAACUUCCUCAGUAAUUCCUUUAUGACUUUCCUUCCAUAUUUAUAGCCCAUGAAGUUCUGGUUUUGGUCCACUUUCUUACAGCCAUUCCUGAGAUUUCCAGCAUUAGACCUGAAGCACUUAUAUCAAGUGCUGGCAUUAUUUCCCCCCAAAAUUAUACUCUGAAUGCUGAUGUCUUCACCUUAACUGGGUUGUGUGUUUGUUUUUCCCUGGAAGAAAUGGAAUGAAAAUCAUACAAUAGUCAUGACCAAAGUGCUUGCCAUAUCAAAGAUAUUCUUGUCACUUUUCAUGUAUAAUUUUAUGUAAUCCUGACAACACUUCCUUGAGGGUUUUUUUUUCUCAUUUACCCAAUUUUUCAGAGAAAUAGAUUAAAAUUGGGCUAAACUAAUCUGGAAACCUGACACUGAGCCCACAUACCUAAUUUUGCUAUCAUACUUUUCAUGAAAACAGUGAUGUGAUUUUCAACUUCAAGAGUAGGAAUCUAGAUUUGAAAGCUAGUUUGUCCAGGUGAUUCCUAGUAAUAUAUUUCACAGGAUAAUUCUGAGAUAUUUCUUCACUCUUUUCCUUUCUUCCUUCCUCCUUUCUUCCAUCCUUCCUUCUUUUCUUCCUUUCUUUAUUCCUUCCUUCCUUCCCUGUGUUAUUGGACCUUUAUUUCCCCUCAUUUCAGUUUUAAGAUACACCAAAGGUCCAAAAACAUCUAAUGAUGAAUGUAGGAGAGUAAUAUUUAUUCUCUCACAUGCUUUCUCUUGGGGGCAGGAUACCCUCUGCAGGUGCCAUCAGGAAUGGUAGUUUCAUGCUUGUGGAAUGCAUUCAGAACUUAGUUCACUUUGAGAAGAAUAUUGAUAGAAUCAAGUCUGCAGCGAAGGAGGGAGUAUUAGAAGCUGGUAGCAUUUCUCCCACAUUCCCUGGUAUCCUCUCACCAUCACCAGUAACAAAUGAUCAGUAGAAGUCUCCAUGAUUGCCUGAUUGCCAAUGGUCUGCACCAGGUGCAACCUAAUUUACUCAAUGCAUGAUGGCAGAAGUGACAUGGAAUUAUGCUCCACCAGAAACAGCUCUUGAUGGAGAGGUAUGGAUUACACCAUCUCCUUCACCCCUUAACUGGGAUAAUUCUGAAGUCUGGAUUUUGCACCAUUUUUCAGAAUUUCCCUAUAGGCUGAAAACUCUUUGACUUAUUGUGGAAGCUGACUUCAGGUAAGCUUUAUUGGAUGUAUUUUCUUCCCUAUGUCAGUUCUCCUCUCUCUAACCUAUGUUCUAUGUUUUCUACUCCAAUCAAUAAAGUGCUUGCACCUGAAUCCUUGUCUCAGCAUCUGCUUCAGGGAGAAAAGCCAAAACAGGUCAUAGAGACUGCAAAGGGUAUCAAAACAUUAUCAUGAAUGGAACUAUGGACUUUUGGUGAAAGAAAAGAAAAGAAACCAAGUAUUGUGUAUCUAGUAAGAUCUUUAUAUUACUGAAAAAACAUAAUUUGUUAGUGAGGAAAAACAUAUUUAGUGUGGCUUCAAUUCACUUUGAUCCCAUUAAGUUUAUUUUCCAGUGUGUGUUUUUUGUCUGCUGUAGACAAGCUGAAGAGGGGACCAAAGAGGUAACAUGACCGCAACACAGAGUGGUGAACAUAACAACACUGGGGUGCAAUAGAGCCUGUUGAAAACAAAGGUAAAAGCGUUCAAUCAGCUUGAGUAAUUCCAGAGAAAACUUUUAAAAAUGGAUUUUACAGAUUUAUUGAUGUAUAAUUUACAUACCA
Molecule: messenger RNA, 3415 nt
Organism: Equus caballus (horse)
Lineage: Eukaryota; Metazoa; Chordata; Mammalia; Perissodactyla; Equidae
Source: RefSeq, a predicted model, not a curated record